GAUUUUGUCUAUUAAAUUCAACAAAAACACCUGUCAAAUACAAACGUAAUGUCAUUCAGUUCAGCCGGUCAGACUUCAGUUUGACAUUUAUCAAACUAAUCGGCUUGAGUAGUGAAAAAUAAUAAUACCGACAAUCUGGAGUUGUGAUUGUGAAACUUUAUUUUUAUGUGAACGUACCUGAAGUAGUGUAAUUGUUCAAAAAUAAUAUUGUCUGUGUAAUUCAUAAAUAAUUAUAACAUGUUUAAAAUAAGCGAAGUUAAAUGCUGUUUGUGAACAAAUCCCAUUUUUAAGGUAACUCAAAUGGUUAUACAAGAUGGCCUCUACUGAAACCGCUAUUCCAUCUGAGAUAGAAGAAACCAAAAUUGACAACGAUUGCACAACUAAUGAUCUGUCAGUAUUGAACUCAAAAUCUGCAAUUAGUUUCAACUCACUGAAUGAUGCUGCGGAUAGCCAAGAAGGUGACAGCAAAAGAAACUUUGACGAUGAAGUUAAAGUCAAGAAAAAGGUCAACAUUUACACAGAAGAACCGGAUGAAACGACCGCUUUAAGGAAAGGCUCGGAGGCAUCCGACUCUUUGGCAGAGAAAUCCAUAACUAGCAAUGGUUUGGAAAAAUGUCUGACGAUGACAGGCACAAUUAAGAGAGGUAAAAAGGCCGGUCAGAAUCUUGACAUUAGGCUGAACAUGUCGCGGGAGGAGUUGGAAUUGUUGGACGCGAACAUAGCGGCUAAGACGCAACAAUCGUGGUUGAACUGUGGGCUCACAACAGGACCGCACGUAUUCGUGUGGAGCCUUAUAUGUUUCCCUUUUGCAGUAAUCGUGUCGGCUUUGUACUCAUUUUACAUGGGAACCUUGAUGUGGUACAAUGUUUUCACGUACAUCACCGAAGAAGCCAAUAUCGUAUGGCGCAUUUUACUCUCGCCUUUCCUGAUUUUGUUUUACCCACUGUUCAUCUUAAUGUGUACCGUCUGUCUCGGUAUGUACGCCGGGUUUGUUCAGAUCUCGUGGUUUUUCGAUAACUGGCAAAAAGAGAUUACAGAUUUAGAAAAGGGAUUUUACGGUUGGCUCUGUUCUAAAAUUCGCUUGGAAGACUGCUCCCCAUACGAGGUCAUUGUACUGACUGAUAUAAAAGUCCCCUCAAACACCGCUUCUCAGGACACACUAGCAGGGUAAGACAAAUCACUGAAAAUGUCCCUACAAAAGUUGAGUUUGUUGGGCCAAUUGUGUAUUUGUAGGCUCAGAAUGAGACUUAAGAACAAUAUUCUUAUAAAAAAUGUCAGUUUACUACAAAUUUUCUAGCUCAAACACUCAUUUAAACUUUUUUAUAUCUGAUGAAUAAAAAUAUAUUUAGGCAUUUAAUAAUCAAAAUAGUUUAAAAGUGGGUAUAUAUAUUUAAGGCUUAUUGUUUAGAAAAAUACUGUGUUAGAAAGUGUGUUUCUGAGCCAAGAAAAUCAUGACCUUCAUCUUACUAGUCACUCUGUACUUUAACUCUGUCAGCCCCAUGUGAAUGAAUACACAGGAACCAGAUAUUUAUACUUAUUGUAGAUUGUUAUAAGUCACUUGGGGCUAAAUAUGGAAUCUCCUAAGUUCCUACAUUUUUUUUUAUUCAUCUUAUAUAUAUAUAUAUAUAUAUAUAUAUAUAUAUAUA
Molecule: messenger RNA, 1646 nt
Organism: Homalodisca vitripennis (glassy-winged sharpshooter)
Lineage: Eukaryota; Metazoa; Arthropoda; Insecta; Hemiptera; Cicadellidae
Product: transmembrane protein 169
Exons: 3
Coding region: 314-1171 (285 amino acids)
Source: RefSeq, a predicted model, not a curated record